Agrilus planipennis (emerald ash borer) is the source of this 2922-nucleotide messenger RNA. It is a transcript of the gene SK, whose product is annotated as small conductance calcium-activated potassium channel protein. NCBI's taxonomy places the organism in Eukaryota, Metazoa, Arthropoda, Insecta, Coleoptera, Buprestidae. Gene Ontology annotation, biological process: potassium ion transmembrane transport. The record is from RefSeq and is a predicted model, not a curated record. The transcript is spliced from 17 exons. The coding region runs from base 418 to 2844 and encodes 808 amino acids. Gene Ontology annotation, molecular function: small conductance calcium-activated potassium channel activity; calmodulin binding. Gene Ontology annotation, cellular component: neuron projection; plasma membrane; neuronal cell body.
CGCGAAUCAGUGCUAGUAAACGGAUUGUUGUAGCGUCGUGUGUGGUGCCUUAAGUAAUUAUACUUUUUUGGUGGGUACAAGCGUAAAUAGGACCAAACUUUAGUGUUUAGGUGAUUCAUGUAAUACAACAACUGGGAAACAGCUUGGAAAAACCAAAUGUGUUAAAAGAUCGAACAACCAGGUGCUGGAAUUUCGCAAGUUGUGACGUUAUUAAUUCAAGUGGAGAUCUUAAUUGUUGUAAGUGCUGUAUUUACAUCUAUUCUGAUGACCUUUUCUACUACAUGCGGGAUCUAGGGUAAAUCCAUGUUGAUUACAAUCAGCUUAUGUUCUGUAGAGAAACAGAGACUGCCUCAAAAAUGAGAGAAAAUUCAUUUAGGAUGUUAAAGAAAGGCCUUACUGGGCGAUAGGGAAUAAGCCAUGAGCAGUCAAGACGAGACGGCAAGCCUCCUUGUUGGUGGCCCUUCUCUGACGAAUGCUUCGUCCCCGUCGAAUUGCUCAAAGCCGGUCCUAAUGCGUCAGGAGUGCACCACCUUUCUGGUCUCUUCCCAUCAUCCGCAGCUAUCGGUUUUUUCCGAUAGCGAAGAGGACGGCUCCUUGUGCCUAGAAGAAAAUAGUACACGUUCUGUUCCUGAUAUCGAACUUCAUUGCAGGCUCGAUAUGAAAGGAUGUAAGCAGAAUUUCUCGAAUAUUCCGACAAGGAACAGGAGCUCGUCGAACGCGUUUCAAUUGACGCCGCACGCUUCAUGCCUCAGGGGUACAUUGGAACAACGAAGGACAUCACACACGCCAAUGUCUACCCUAAAAAUAGUAAGAUCCGUGUCACGCGAAAGUGUCCGGUCAGCACAUCACUGCACCUGCCCAUGUCUCAAUACACCGGCUUCGUGUAGUUCCUGUAUCGUGGCUCCUCCAACAGUUAUUACGCCAUUACAAGGUUCAAGAAUAAUACGUCAAAGUUCUCAACCAGAAGCUUCAUCGCCAUAUUGCGCUGCUCAUGUGGCUGGUCCUUCCACCUCGUUACGACAGCUAAGGGACCAUGGUGAAGGAGGCAUAGCUGGUAUAGCCGCGGACUCCCUCAGGAUAAACGGGGCAAUGCGAAACUUUCGCCAGGGGUCGGGUCUACUGAUGUCGUCACAGUCCAUGGCACAGACAAGGCGUUCAAGAUUAAAAAGGGCCCUAACCGAAGUUACCAGCGAUACUGUUACCUACGUUAAAACGCUGCGGAAACCGGUUUCAACAUUAUCGAUACCGGGGGCUGUGAAAAAUUCCAGUAACAAGGACUCAGGCACAGGGCGAGGUCUACAGGACGAUCACGGUAUAUCCGGAAGCGGGAAUACCGAUUAUCCACGGUUUGCCGAUGAAAAAAAUGCAGGAAACGUCGGCGUUUUCAAAGGGCCUUCUUCUGCUAGUCUUAAGCACAAACCAAACGUAGGAUACCGACUGGGACGACGUAAAGCCUUGUUCGAAAAAAGGAAAAGGAUUAGCGAUUAUGCGUUAGUUAUGGGAAUGUUUGGAAUUGUUGUUAUGGUGAUCGAAAAUGAACUUAGUAGUGCCGGUAUAUACCGAAAAGACGAAUUUUAUUCUAUAGCGCUCAAAACUUUGAUAUCCGUUUCGACUGUGAUUCUUUUGGGCCUAAUUGUGGCCUAUCAUGCUUUAGAAAUACAGCUUUUUAUGAUAGACAACUGUGCCGAUGACUGGCGAAUUGCCAUGACUUGGCAAAGAAUAGGGCAAAUUUCAAUGGAACUGAUGAUAUGUGCAGUGCAUCCUAUACCAGGCAAUAAUCAGUUUGUUUGGACUACAAAACUGGCUAAUAAAAGUGGAGGUAUUGGUAAAAAGUGUGUCCCCUAUGACGUACCCUUAUCCCUACCAAUGUUUCUUCGGCUCUACCUUAUUUGCCGAGUAAUGCUUUUGCAUAGUAAAUUAUUCACUGACGCUUCGUCAAGAAGUAUAGGGGCCCUUAAUAGAAUUAACUUCAAUACACGUUUUGUAUUGAAGACACUCAUGACCAUAUGUCCUGGCACUGUUCUCUUGGUUUUUAUGGUCUCCUUGUGGAUAAUAGCUAGCUGGACUCUACGACAAUGUGAAAGAUUCCACGAUGAAGAGCAUGCAAACCUAUUGAAUGCCAUGUGGUUGAUAGCAAUAACAUUCCUCAGCGUUGGAUUUGGAGAUAUAGUACCCAAUACCUAUUGUGGUAGAGGUAUUGCGGUUAGUACUGGAAUUAUGGGAGCAGGGUGUACGGCAUUACUCGUUGCCGUUGUUUCAAGAAAGUUGGAACUUACUAGAGCUGAAAAGCAUGUCCACAAUUUUAUGAUGGAUACUCAACUAACAAAAAGAUUAAAAAAUGCAGCAGCAAACGUAUUACGAGAAACUUGGUUGAUAUAUAAGUAUACAAGGCUAGUGACCAGAGUAAAUCCCGGACGUGUGAGAACACACCAAAGGAAAUUUCUCCUUGCCAUUUACGCGUUGCGAAAAGUUAAAAUGGACCAAAGAAAGUUAAUGGACAACGCCAACACCAUUACCGAUAUGGCAAAGACACAAAACACCGUUUACGAGAUCGUUUCCGAUAUGAGUUCUAGGCAAGAUACGUUAGAAGAUCGAUUGACGAACAUGGAAGACAAAAUGAUCGCUUUACAAGAACAAAUCGACCUUUUACCUGAUAUUAUUGCAGCCAGAAUUCAAGCCCAAGCGGAAAAAAUGGAACAAAGGAGAAAUUUCCUUCACCCUGAAUCAGCGGCUGGUCUUCAGCAGUCUAGAAGUGUGCCACCAGCAUGCCCUUGGCCCGGUCCUGUUGCAGUGAUACCAUCUCCAAUAGGUAAACUUCCACCACCCACUACGACAAAAAGCUGAUUUCACCCAUGGAAUACUUGUCUAGUCAAUUUUUUUAAUAGGAAGGAUAAUUUUUCUAAAUCUAGUGCCAUAUUAAUU